This is a messenger RNA of Fragaria vesca subsp. vesca, 1279 nucleotides long. Its product is annotated as histone deacetylase complex subunit SAP18-like. Lineage: Eukaryota; Viridiplantae; Streptophyta; Magnoliopsida; Rosales; Rosaceae. Gene Ontology annotation, cellular component: nucleus. Gene Ontology annotation, biological process: negative regulation of DNA-templated transcription. The record is from RefSeq and is a predicted model, not a curated record. Gene Ontology annotation, molecular function: transcription factor binding; transcription corepressor activity. The coding region runs from base 20 to 529 and encodes 169 amino acids. The transcript is spliced from 6 exons.
AAAGCAAAAGGGUUUAAGAAUGGAGAGAAGAAGCAGAGACGAAAGAAUGGCCGGAGGAGCCGGAGCAGGUCCCCGGGGCCCACCAGGCAGACCUCUCCCUCCGCCUCCUUCAUUCCCUCAGUCCCGGGGCCCACCACCCCCUCCUCCCCGCCGCUUCGAACCCGUCGACCGUGAAAAGACCUGCCCUCUGUUGCUUCGGGUCUUCACCAAGAAUGGAGGUCAUCACACUCAGGAGGACUUUGCAGUGAGAGGCAAAGAACCCAAAGAUGAGGUUCAGAUUUAUACAUGGAAAGAUGCCACACUUCGUGAACUAACUGAUCUUGUCAAGGAGAUUGCCCCAGCGGCUAGGAGAAGAAAUGCAAAACUGUCGUUUGCUUUUGUAUACCCUGACAAGAGGGGUUGUUAUGUCUUCAAACAGGCAGGGAUGACACAUGCUCAUGGAAACAUAGGGAGACGUCUAGAUGACAGCAAGUCCUUGAAUGAGCUCAAGUUCCAGAUUGGAGAUUAUUUGGAUGUGGCAGUCCUAUAGAGGAAGAUGGUCUUGUCUGCAUUUGUUCUGACUGGUUCACUCGUAACAUCUCAGAUAGAUUGAAUAGGAAGUAGACCGUCAUGUUUUGGCCCCCUUUGAUUUCAUGCUGAUUUUCAUGGGGAUGUAUCCAUAACUAAAAUUACUCUAUCUGCUCAUUACUCAACUGACAUUUGAAGCUGAUCUGUAUUUAAUGUAGGAAUGAUAUAAACACUCCAGUAGAUUUGCUCCUAUCUUAAUGUCAUCGUUUCUUUUUACUUCGUGACUGGGCGUUUUAUCAGUGGAGUAUCCGUAAAUUCGUUUUUCCUCCUCGGGGAUAAAGUUGAGUGUUUGGCUAAUGCACUUGUAUACAAUGAACCUGUUUGUACACAGGCGCUGAUCUUAUCUCAUAAUUGGAUUAAUCAACAUAUUGUCCAACUUCAGAACUAUAGAAUGCUUAAUCAUAAAGCUGAUUGGCUGUGUGAUUGCUGGCACGAGCUACAGGGAGAGCUGCGGAUCGGUCACUGAAGCGGAAGCAUCUGCAAUAUUGGCCGGAGCCGAGCUUGCUGCUUCACUGCAAUUACAAGAUGUAAUCAUAGAUCAGACUCUGAAGAAGUAAUUUUGGAACUCAAGAAGAAGCAUGGUAAAGUCAAUUGGAGAACUCAUCUCAUCAUCCAACAGAUAAGAAGGAAGUGCUCCAGUUUUGACAGCUGCAUUUGGGUAUGGAUACCCAAAGAAGCGAAUCGGGUGGCGCAUGACGCUGCUUAGCUUGCU